Anopheles darlingi is the source of this 1446-nucleotide messenger RNA. RefSeq lists its product as uncharacterized. Lineage: Eukaryota; Metazoa; Arthropoda; Insecta; Diptera; Culicidae. The transcript has 5 exons. The record is from RefSeq and is a predicted model, not a curated record. Bases 395 to 898 code for a protein of 167 amino acids.
GUCCUGGUUUAGUCCAUCGAUUUACUCAUGGACAUGAGUGAUACAUUACUUUCCGAACAAAAUAUUAUUUUGUUAAAAAAUCUAGAACAUUAGAAACAGGUCCUAAUACCCAAUAAUACCGUUAGGCUUUCGGUACUACUGGGUUCCAUGAAAUAUUUGCGAUUAUAAAUGUAGAUUUAAAGUCAUGAGUGUCAUGAGAAAACAGUAAAAGACUCUGCGCAACGCUCUGUCGAAAACAAAGGAAUCCAGGAGAAUAUUCAGCAUUGCGCUGACAAUGAGGGGCGUUUUUUUCGCCAUUUUUUCGCGAUUUGACAAAGUGUUUGUGCAUCAUUCUCCUAUAAAAGCAAGGGUGAAUCGAUCCUCAGACUCAGUCGCCAAGUAGAAGACUUACAAAAUGGACUGCUUAUUCCAACGCAUGGAAGACCAUAAUUAUUCUUUGCUUACCGAAAUCACCCAUCAGGUGGUAGCUUUGGAGAAGACACAAAAAGAUAUUGAGGCAAAAGGAAACCCAUCGAUAUGCAGUGAAAUUGUAACAAUGGGACGAAAUGCCGCGAUGCUUUCAGCUGAAGUCGAGAUGACAUUGAUUACUUUGAAAAGUAUUGGUAAACCAUCCGUUGAUAUUUUAGAUGAAUCAGCAGAUAUGGUAGAAAUGAAGCAACAAAUACUUGAAAAUAUUAAUGGAAUUAAGAAGAUCUGCCAUGUACUAGAGUUAUCUGAAAUUGGAAAUGAAUCGGAUUAUUACCAGUCAAUGGUUCGUAAUUAUCGUGUACAAAAAAGUUUAAAAGUGGUCGCCCUUCAUGAGCAAAAUAGUAAAUUGCCGCCUCUUAAAAUGGAUGGUGACAAUAUGAUUUAUUACUUCAAAGAUGUCGUGGACAAUGCAAGGUCCAAUAACAUUUGAGAACCUGGUUUGCCGAAAAGGAAUUGUGUUUAAUUUCCAUGAAUGGAUAUGAACAGAGAUUAGUAGUAGAUAAGCGAAUGACUAAGUUCAUCAGUUAAGAUUUAAACAAUUGAAAUUGUUAUAAGAUUGAAUAUCAUAUGAUAAUCUUUAUAAAAUGCUGUUUGCAUUUACAAUCUGAAUACAAUCAAUACUAUAAUCUAUACAUCGAAACGAAAAUUGCCAAUCCGUUGAAUCAAGAACGAUACGAAAUUUUAUAUACAGAGUUUUUUGGGGCUGGAAGUGCUUGGAGUUGGAGCGGCCUGGUUAGAAUCUACUAACCCCUCGGGCAAAAGGGGGCUCCCAUAUAAAACAACUAUCUUUCCAUUCAAUACCUACUUGGAUGUAGCAAAUCUUUUUAUGCAAUGCAAAGCAUCGGAAAAAAUAAUAGUCGACUAUGAUUUUUUCUUAAUUGAUACGCAGUUUUUUUAUACUGAAUUCAAAGCUAAAAAAGACUGACAAUUUAAGAUCGAUAUCGACCUCAGCCAAAUGAGCCAAUAAAUUAUAAAUUU